AUGAGAGAUGCGAGGGAAGACCUCUCUUGGGAUCGAAGGCAGAACCUUGGACGGGGAGGAGAUGCCGCUCCCCCCCGGCUGAGUGCGACAGGGUUCCGGUCCUUGGCGACACUCCUGCGUCAACGAGUGCGUGCGGAUGAGAUUGAUGCGGUAGCCCCGCCAGCGGUUCGUUCGGAGAACCUGGCUGGCAAGGUUGUAGCGGCGCCGAGCAACUAUUUUUCGGCCGACUGGACCGAGACCCGGCCGCGUAAGACCUGCACGUUACUCUCCCUUUGCAUCAGACAGAUCGGGCGAGAUUUUCUGGCGUACCGUGCCGACGACGACGCGAUCGCGGAAGCGUUUCUCCUUCUGCCUUCGCCUUGCCUCUCCCGCCUGUCCCGCUCUGCCUCUGCGGGGGGGAAUGUAGCCGACCACAACAUUGGGCUUCUGUGCAGCCCUGGGGUUAGCACGUUAUGGCUCCGAGGACGCUUCACGGAUGAGGGCGUCGGUGCUCUGUUGCCAGCGUUGAAUGCGGGCAAUAGGCCCAACGGAGGGUCUCACGCAGCCGAACUCGCCGAGGUGUACCGAGACGGCACGGCGGCGGAUUGCUUAGCGGGCAACGCAGUAGAUACGGCGAUGGGCACCGAGAGCAGGGUAGCGAGCGGGGACGACGGGCUUGUUGCGUUGAUACAGCCGGCAGCCUACCACGCGGCUGCUGGCGAGGCCAUUGUCGAGGGAGCGGAAGAGGAAUGGGAGACUGCGUGCGAUCGCAUAGAGGCCUCUCUUCGUGGGGGCGUCUCGCUCACGUCCUUGGAUUUAAGCAGCCCCCGUGUCACUGCUGGCUUUGUGAAGAGGCUGACGGCCCGGAUACCUUCUUUGCGAAGACUCGGCCUCCGCGGCUCUUUCGGCGUAGUCGGAGGGCCAGACUUUGUUUGCGAUCACGUGCCCCGUCUCGCCGCCUUGCGAGAACUCGACUUGUCCCACUGCACGUGGUUCUGCGAUCUCACGCUGCGGCGUCUUGCCAAGUCCCUGUCGCUCAGGGCUUCACCGGCGGCGGGAGACCCCGAAAAUCAAGGGCCACACGCGGGGAGCGCAACAUAUCUGCAGGAUCUUGACGAGGCGGAGACGCGCGGCUGGGGUGCUGCGUUCGCACCAUCGACGAAUAACCUAGCAUUCGCUGGACAUGCAGGGUCGGGACCGUCCGGGUCGGACGCGGAUCUGGUGUCCGGAGCCAGUCGAGAGAGUGGCGAAAAGGAACUACCGAGCCUUGGGCGGUCUCUGCACCGCUUCCGCACGUUCACGGUUGUGUGCGCACGAACCGCGGUGACCGAGAAAGGGGCAAAGGCGGCGGAAUUGAUGUCUCCUGGGUUGAUGGUUAUUCUGGUAGCAGACAAGCCGGCCGCCGCCGGCGGUGCGCUGAGUUUGGCGUCUUCGUGA
Messenger RNA from Ectocarpus siliculosus, 1416 nucleotides. Lineage: Eukaryota; Phaeophyceae; Ectocarpales; Ectocarpaceae. The record is from the annotation of a GenBank genome assembly.